GUAAGAGUGAUAUUCAAAUCACUAUAAUUCUUUGAUCCUAUCAUGUGAGAUCAUACCAAUAUAGGAACUUCAGGGGAACGUUUCUGAAGUAGAAAUAAGGUUUGGUUUAGCUUUGAGUUUCAUUUCUCACAUGAAGGAGAUUGGAGAAAGCCUCUGGUUUCAAACUAGUGACUCAGAAUUGGUUGUGUGUUAUUUUUCUUAUUUCCAAGAGCACCGACUACAGAAACUUCCGAAAAUGAAGUAUGUAGGUGGUAGGUGGUUGACAAUUUGUGAGAACUCAAGGGGAAAUGGCUUGUCUAUUGAGUUCUGUCUGCCUCCUGCUUCCGUCUUCUCACAACUCACUUGAUUUUUUCUAUCCAGGAGAAGUCCCUAAUCCUCUCUGUCUAUUUCUCAUUCCAUCGCUAUCCUCAGGCAAUGGUUGGCUUCUUUUUAUUAGGAACCUUUAUUUUGUACUGUGUGGGACAGAUCCAAAUUCAAGGGAUCCCCCAAAUAUGUGUUUCCCAGCCCUCAUGUUCAGCCUGCCUGAGGAGCCCUGGAUGUGCUUGGUGCAAACACAAGGAUUUCCUGAAGUCUGGGGAGUCCACUGAGCGGAGGUGUGACACUGCUGAGUCUCUGAGGACCAGAGGCUGUGAGCAGACAGACAUCAUCAACCCCCAAUCAGAACUGGUCUUCCUAAAGAACAAUGAGCUCAGCAGCGACCCAGACAAUGUGGUCCAGCUUAAGCCACAAAACCUCCUCUUCAAACUCAGAGUCGGAGUCCCUCAGACCUUCAGUGUGUCAUUCAAGAGAGCCGAGGGCUACCCCAUAGACCUGUACUACCUAAUGGACCUGUCCUUCUCCAUGAGGGACGACCUGGACACCAUCAAGAAUCUGGGCCAGGAAAUCCUCUCUACGCUAAAAAACGUCACCAAUAAGGUCCGCAUAGGCUUUGGCUCAUUUGUGGACAAGGUGGCUCUGCCGUAUGUCAGCCAGGUUAAGGACAAGAAGAACAACCCCUGCCCCAGCCGCCUGUACACCUGUCAACCUGCCUUCAGCUUCCAGAACAUUCUGGGACUAACCCAAGACGUGGCUGAGUUCAAGACCAGGGUCAGCAACCAGAUCAUCUCUGGAAACCUGGACUCCCCCGAGUCUGGCUUUGACGCCAUCAUGCAGGCAGCUGUCUGCCAGGGUGUGAUUGGUUGGAACAAUGUCACCCGGAUCCUGGUUUACACGUCAGAUGACACCUUCCACAUUGCCGGGGACGGCAGGCUGGCUGGGAUAUUCGAACCUAAUGAUGGGAAGUGUCAUCUCAAUGGCAGCGGCUUCUACGAUGGCACUAAAUAUGACUACCCAUCGGUUGGCCAGCUCGCCAGGGUCCUGGCAGCCAAUAACAUCCAGCUCAUCUUUGCUGUCACCGAGGACAGUGUUGCUGCCUACAAGGCAUUGAGUAAACUAAUCCCUCAGUCAGUGCUGGGAGUCCUGAAGAAUGACUCCAGCAACGUGGUCCAGCUCAUCUUAGAGGCCUACAGUAACCUGUCCUCCACUAUCUUAUUGGAGCACCAUGGAGCCCCCUCAGGUCUGGACGUGACCUACAGAUCCCACUGCACCCCUGCAGAAGGGGACAACACCCCGUGGCAGAGGAGGGGCGAGUGCAUGAACGUCAAGCUCAACCAGCAGGUUGACUUCACAGUGAGUCUGAAUAUUUCAAUGUCUGAAGGAGAAUGUCUGAAGGAGAAGAAGCAGUUUUUCCUCAAACUGCAGGGCAUCAGCGAGACCCUGAAGGUCUCCGUGGAAACCCUGUGUGACUGUGACUGCCAUGACAGAGAACAGCAGUCCACACACUGCAAUGAAAAGGGAACGCUCAACUGCGGAAUCUGCAGCUGUGACGAGGAUCAUCUGGGUCAAAGGUGUGAGUGUGAGCAGCCUAAGGACAUGAUCUCUGCCGACUCUAUGGACACAACAUGUCGCCAGGACAGCUCCCCGCUGCUAUGUAGCGGGCACGGGAGCUGUGAGUGUGGCAUAUGUGUGUGCCAGGGCACCCACCGUGGGGAUUUCUGCCAAUGUGAUGACAACAGCUGUGACCGCCACAACAACAUGCUCUGCAGUGGUAAUGGGCAGUGUGACUGUGGAACAUGUAAGUGUCAUGCCAACUACACAGGCUCUGCGUGUGACUGUUCCACCCUCACCGACCAGUGCAGGACUGCUGGGAAGCUGUGCAAUGGCCAGGGAACAUGCCAGUGUAACCAGUGCCAGUGCAACAAUGACUUCUUUGGCAUGAGCUGCUCAAAGAUUGCUAAUGCAUGCGCAAAAUUCCUGGCCUGUGUGACGUGUGAAUUGGCCAAUAAGGAAAGUGACGGACUAAAGAGUAACUGUAGCCGACCAUGUGGCUCAGUCAAGCCCACUUGGGUUGAGGGACCCCAGGAGUUCCCCUGCAGAGAAGACACCAUCUCCUACAAAGUGGAGCUGUUCCCUGACGGCAACAUCCUGGUCCUCUACGCAGAUCUGCCCCGCUCUGUUGACAAGACUUAUGUGAUCAUUGGCAGCUCGGUGUCCAGCAUCAUCUUCAUUGGGAUCGCAGUGAUCCUCAUCAGCUGGCUGAUGCUGGAGUUCCACUACCGGAGAGAGUACGCCAGCUUCCUCAAAGCAACGGAGACUGUAGUCUGGAAAAAUAUCGAAAAUCCUUUGUUCCAGGACGCCACAACCAUAGUUAUGAACCCCAUACACAUUCAAGAGGACUGAUCCAAACCCAUUCAACUCUGAAGCCAACCAACACUUUAAUUCAGGAAAAUCUGUUACAUACAGUAAUAAGCGAAAGCGGGACCAUAAACUGAUCCUAACUUCUAGAAGAGGAACCGCUUGUUCCUUUAUCCACAUUAAUUGGAAAAAUUCAAUGAGCCGAUUUGUAUAAUAAAUAUAAAUUUGAAGGGCUAAAAUUAUAAAAUAUUAGAAUAUUGAAUCUCCCUAAAGGCUUAAGUCAUAUAAAAGUUAUACUUAAAUCAUAACUGGUUCUCUAGCAGAUUAGUAAGAAUGGCUCACCCCUUGUUCAAAAAUGGCCUUUUUCCCUUUGUCCAGAUUAUAACCUCUCACUUUCGGUUAUUUUAAAAUGAAAACCUCUCCAAAAUAUCCCUAUUUUUGAAACAAGCCGUAGAAAGACGGUUACAAUUUCAGUUUCAUUUUUCCUACCGAACCACAUGACCUUUGGAGGUGUUCAGAACCAGGUUAAGGGCAGAGAAAGCUUGUUGGACACUAAGAAAGCUUUGUUGAGCUUUUAACACAUAAUCCAAGGAGGGGCCAGUUUAGAAUAAAACUGCUUCCUACUGCUUGACCUAUGUUGUUGAUGUAAAUUGUAUUAGGGGGAAUACAACCAUCCCAGCUCUACAGAUUUUGCUGCGAAGAGACAGAAUCAUUAGAUAAAUUGUUUUGGUACUGCUCAUAUGUAUGUAGCUUGUUUUUGGUUACAAGUUCAGGAAUGGCUGAAAAAUCACACCAUAGUCAAUCAAUCAAUAAUAUAAUACAAAUUUUAAUCUUUAAUUUACCAUCUGUAGAUACCAAUGGCGGUCGGUGCCGUUUAAGAUUAGGGAGGACAAUAUUUUUUUAUGAGCAUGGUCUUAUUUCUAGCCUACGAAUGAAAGUUUACAACAGGUCAAGAGAAAAAUGUGAGUAAUCAAGGUGACAGACAGUGACAUAAUCAAUACCGCCUUGCACACUCUUGCCUGCUUCUAGCUGAUCUAGAGUGUAAUUAUUAGUCCAAAAAGUUGCAAACAAAAGUUUCUAUUGGACAAAUCCAAGUAUGUUUAUCCCCAGGUGAAAAACCUUUCCAAGUCAAACCUUCAUAUCAGAACUGCUAACCGCUACACACAUCCUACGUCGUUGUCACCAUAUUAGCUAAUGUCAUAGUCAACAUGGCUACUAGAACUAAUGAUUUAGUAAACACGCUACAAUCAUGCAGUGCAGUGAACAGCAAGCAGUUUAGCAGUUACACUGGGGGGGCCCAGUGGCAAUACAUUCAUAAAACCGAAAACGUACGUUGCGUUGGAAGAGUUCCCGUGUUGGAUAUCCUGAACCAGCUAGCUAACAUAGCAUCCAUCUCUGUUUGAGCCAGGUGUUUGAAUAGGCUAAAUUAGCUAGCUGCCUUAGCUAACUAAGUAAGUGAAAGUGAAUAUAAUACAACUAAAUAGAAUUCUCUCUCUCUCUCUCUCUUGCUUCUCCUUCAUUUUUUGAGAAAUGAAUUUGUUCAAAACUGUUCAGGUUUUGUAUUGAAUUCAAUGUACCCAGAGGAGGACGGACACUAGCUAUAAAAUGUACCAUGUCCGUAAAAUGUUUAUAGUAUGUUUAAGCUGGAAGUAGAAGUCUAAGUAUUGUUAUCCAUUAGUUUAUUCCAAUUAUGGGUGUGGUGGUAGGGUUAGGGAGAAUAAUACAUAAGGGCUUUUUAUUUAUUUAUUAUUAUGCAGCAAACAUCAGAUACAGCCAGCUCUUUGCAUUCCGGCGGAAGUAAUUCAUUGUCAAUGGAGCAGUCCGCAAUGCUAUGUUGGGGGUGCUGCACUAAGCUGCGGUGAGUUCGAUGUACCAUAUGCUUUCAGUAUUUUAAACAUGUGCAUUGCUUUACUGUAUGGUGAUACAAACAGAAGUAGGUCUAAACACACAGACUCCAACUAGCAAGCUUUUAGCUAGUUGAAAAGCGAAGCACUUGCGUCAAGUAAGGAAAAACAAAACGAAUAUGCCUCUGGUGGACAUCAGGCAACAAAUGACAUUGUCAUGAGAACAUUACAAAAUGCUUAGAUAGAUAAAAUGUUCUGAAGCUUGGUAUGAAAUCUUGUGAAGUGUCAUUCCUUUCCAGUUUGUGCACAUGGUAUUGCAUUACAUUCAGUUUUUCUUAAUGAAUUAUUUUUGUGUUUUUAAAUAUAGCUGUGAUGUGGGAUAAUGUUCUUGUUAGUAUGUUUCUCAAUAUUAUUACAUAAAGUAUUCUCUGUACAGUGUAUUCAUUAUAUAGGCCUAUGUGGCCAUUGUCUGUGUCAUUGAAAUCAUAUAGUACCGUUUUUAAUAAUAAAUGCCUGGAUUGUA
Oncorhynchus mykiss (rainbow trout) is the source of this 5040-nucleotide messenger RNA. Its product is annotated as integrin beta-7. Gene Ontology annotation, molecular function: integrin binding. NCBI's taxonomy places the organism in Eukaryota, Metazoa, Chordata, Actinopteri, Salmoniformes, Salmonidae. The record is from RefSeq and is a predicted model, not a curated record. Gene Ontology annotation, biological process: cell adhesion mediated by integrin; cell-matrix adhesion; cell-cell adhesion. Gene Ontology annotation, cellular component: focal adhesion; integrin complex; cell surface.